This is a messenger RNA of Cicer arietinum (chickpea), 306 nucleotides long. Its product is annotated as auxin-induced protein 15A. The record is from RefSeq and is a predicted model, not a curated record. NCBI's taxonomy places the organism in Eukaryota, Viridiplantae, Streptophyta, Magnoliopsida, Fabales, Fabaceae. Gene Ontology annotation, biological process: response to auxin.
AUGGUUCGGUCUUUUGUUUGGAAGAUACAAAAGGGUAUUUCACACUUAGUAAACAAAAGGCACGAAGAUUUCAGUGACGAGAUAAUAGUGGCAGAGCCAGAGGAUGUUAGGGAGGGAUAUUUUGUUGUUGUUGCAAACAAGGAGGGAGAAACUAAAAGGUUUGUGAUUGGGUUAGAGUUCCUGAGUGAUCCUGCAUUUUUGGGAUUACUCGAUCAAGCUCGGGAAGAGUAUGGUUUCAUAUACAAAGGAGCUAUUGCUGUCCCCUGUCGACCUCAAGAAUUACAUGACAUUCUGGAUGGUCGCUGA